Larimichthys crocea (large yellow croaker) is the source of this 4407-nucleotide messenger RNA. It is a transcript of the gene cabp7a, whose product is annotated as calcium binding protein 7a. Gene Ontology annotation, cellular component: trans-Golgi network membrane. Gene Ontology annotation, molecular function: calcium ion binding. The coding region runs from base 871 to 1518 and encodes 215 amino acids. The record is from RefSeq and is a predicted model, not a curated record. NCBI's taxonomy places the organism in Eukaryota, Metazoa, Chordata, Actinopteri, Sciaenidae. The transcript is spliced from 5 exons.
UGUAGUCGUAUGUAUGAGAGCGAUAGAGUGACGGAGCGUAAGACUGAGAGAGAGAGAGAGAGAGAGAGAGAGAGAGAGAGAGAGAGAUGACUACAUAUCAGAUCCACGCAGAGAGCUUCCCUUCACAGAAAAAAAAAACUCCUCCACUGAAGAUGGAACCACUGGAUCGCAAUGCGCCUCCGUACCCAUGACCAAUUAAGAGGGAGCCAACAAUUAUUGUCUUUGUGGAUCCGGACACGCGUUGACUUUGUCAUCUUUUCACGCUUUCAAGAGACACAUAUAGAGCCAUUGUCUUUUUAAGUGUAACGCGUCGUUUCUGUGGAUUAUAUGGAGGUGGUUGGAUCUUAAGGACGGAGUGCGUCAAGUGAGCGCACGUAUCCAACAAGUGGAUGCAUGAAUUUGCUCGCGGCAGACAAACGCCGGGACUGAAAGCACAAACAAUCAGUGGAUUGAUAACCUACAAAUCGGCGUAUCGAUUGAUCACUUUACAACAGAGACAAAUAACCUGCACUAAUUGGCUCAGGUGCUUGUCUUGGUUGAUGGUGUUGCAUAUAUGUGCGCAUUGUCUCGGUCUGAGGUAGUUUUUGUUAUAUCCAGUGACUUUGUGUAUUAAUCAGUAAAUUGUUUUUCAAGACAAAAAAAUAACAAAACUGCAAUGAGGUAAGACACCCCCUAUAUUAUUUUCCCUGCUAUUCCGUCGUUGACCAAAAGCAAGAUUUCGGCGGACACGCUGCGGAAUCCAUCGUCUCCCACCUCACCCCUCAUGGACUCGCUUCUCCCUUCCCUCUCUGUCCGUGGGGGGAAGUUUGGAUCCUCUCUGUAGAAAUAUCUGUAUGACGAGGGCGCAGGUGGCACCCAAAGGUCGCAGUCAUGCCGAUGCACCCAGUCACCUCCACACUGAUGUAUCGGGGCAUCUGCACCAUCCCUGACAUCCUCUCCUACAGCGCACCGGUGAACCUGCCCGAAGACGAAGUUGAAGAGAUCCGCGAGGCCUUUAAAGUGUUUGACCGUGAUGGAAACGGUUUCAUCUCAAAGCAGGAGCUGGGGAUGGCCAUGCGCUCCCUCGGCUACAUGCCCAACGAGGUGGAGUUGGAAGUCAUCAUCCAGAGACUGGACAUGGAUGGUGAUGGCCAGGUGGACUUUGAGGAGUUUGUCACUCUUCUGGGUCCAAAGCUGACGGCAGCUGGGUUGCCAGAUAAGUUCCACGGCACUGACUUUGACUCCGUUUUUUGGAAGUGUGACAUGCAGAAGUUAACAGUCGAAGAGCUGAAGAGGCUUCUGUACGACACCUUCUGUGAUCACCUCUCCAUGAAAGACAUCGAGAACAUCAUCAUGACCGAGGAGAACCACAUAGAGAACCCUGAGGACUGCCAGGUGGAUAUAGACAGUUCCAGCCCGACACAACAAGUCAAGCAAACUUGUGUGCGCAAGAGCCUGAUAUGCGCCUUUGCGAUUGCUUUCAUCAUCAGCGUAAUGCUCAUUGCAGCCAAUCAGGUACUGCGGAGCGGCAUGAAAUAGGAGCAGCCGCAUUUUCAGCCUUGACGACUACCUAAAGGCUGCCUUACAGAUAGAGGACUGAGAGGAUGAGGCUAAAAAAGAAAAAAAAAUACAACAGACAAUCACACAGCUGUAAAAAAUGACUGCAGCAUAACUGGAGUCACCAAGGACACUACAUGUGCAGGAAUUUAUCAAAGACAUGCUGAUGGCUUAGAGUUUCAAGGACCUCACAUACCGGACAGCGGUGUGUUUAAAAUGGACAGCUGACUAUACAUAUCACUCUUCGUAAUACAGCAUUUAGUAUAUUAGCUAUGUGCAUUUGAGCAGUGUUACGUUCAGUAUGGUGGCAGCUAUAGAGAGAAGUGUAGUAACUGUCCAGUUUUGUAUUUGUCCAGUGUACCAUGCGGUUUAUUAUAAACGAGUAGAAAGAAAUAGUGAAAUAUUGUGGGAACUUUGGAGAAACUGUAUUCCUGAGGAUGAAAUUUGUUAUGUGCAAGGUCUGGAGCGCACUGUGUUGUAGAGAUAUUGUAUGUGGUGCAACAUGGUUAAAAAAAAACACUUGGGAAUAACAAUAGCUUAAAGGAAAAAGACAAAAGGGAUUUGCAGGGAGGUGCAUGUGAUUGCGUGGAUAGCUUCACUCAUUCACAGAGCUGCAUGGCUUCAGUCUGAGGCGGAUGGAGCGGGGUGAAGCAGGUUAACAGCUCUCGGGAGGAAGGUGUUGAUGUCUGAAUGGACAGGUAACUGGCUGCAAAGUGGCUGGACGUGAAGUAAACACUCAACUCUCUUUGUCUCCACAGUGGGGCUUUGCAGGCCUCAGAGGAUGACCAUCAUCUAUGCAUGAAAUGCAUGGAUUUAAACAGUUGUCUUGACACAUUUGUAAAAGUUCCUAUCAAUGUAUUAAUCAUUAUGACUGUGUAAAAGAGCUGUUUUCAAUUACUUCAUGAAAACUGUGAGCAAUUGUGUGUGGUCUGGGGUAUCAGCAAUCACAACAAAAGUAAAGCAUACAACUGCAUGAAAAAGAAGGGCUGCUUUAGUACAUGCUCGUAAAAAUUAGUUCCGGGAUUGCUAAACUAUGGACCUUUUACCGCGCCGCGGCGUCUGAUGAUCAUCUGUCACUGCCACCGAAGAGCAAACAACUCCAAGCUGUGUGCAACUCAACCAUUUAAAGAAUAUGCAUCAAAACUGAUCUGGAUGGUAGUGCUGAUACAAAUGUGCAGGAAUGUGUUAUGUUCUUUUAUUUUCCGUAUGGAUGAAUUGCUAUGGAGCAAUAAAUGUGUGUAAAAUGCACAUUUCACAAUGUUUCGAACAGACAUGAAGCUUCAAAAAUGUUAGCAUCAAUGGACCUACUAACUGUUAAAGUCAGAAAAUGUUGUAAAGCACUUUUCAAAUUAAGGUUUUGGCAAUACAACAGAGACAUUGCCUCUGAUGUUCAAACAGAGGACAACCCUCUUAUUCAGUGAGACACAAAGAUCAGACAGAGUGGAAAAAUGCGUGUCAGAAGCUGUCCAGUGCAUUGAUGUUUGACAGGGGCCAAAUGGUGUAAACUGUUGCAAUAAAACAUUAAUAUCUGUGAAGCACCACAUGAAUUUGAUUGGGUGUAGUUUAGAUUGUUGUGCAUGCAUCUGGGUAUGGUCUGUCACUUUCAAUGUUUAUUGUGCAUAUAAACCAACUUCAACCAAAGCUUUGGAGGGAUCUGCGACAACAGGACUGAGCCACAUAACGAUAAACAUAAACAUAACGAUUUGAAUUAUUUAGAAGAAACCUGAGCCAGAAGUUAAAGAUUCAGUUUAACAUGAACAGAUAAAGAAUAAAAUGGGGUUGAGUAUUUGUAAUAUUUCAAUUGUUUCAUAACAGAUUAUCUAUAGAGUAUAUGAGGCAAUUCAUAAACAUAUACUCUAACCAAGAUGUACUUUGUGCCUAAACCUAAGCAAACAGUUGAAUUGAUCAAUUGAGUCUAGACUAAUGUGAUGUUGAAAUGUUACAAAUACUCUCUCUAUAUCUGUAGUUGGACUUGGUAAUCCAAAUAAAGUUUCACUUUUGUUUGAAAACCAAGUUUUAAUGUUUGACAGAGCCAAGAAAUGCCCUGAAACACAAGACACUGCAAUACAGAGAUCUAAAUAAUUCACAUCUUAUGAAUAUCCCUUUUUAGGAUCGCAGCUUCACAAACAUGGAUUUUUCACAAGAACCAGAACCUCACAGAGGCAAUAAAAUUAGACUACCCUAUUGCCCAGAGCCAGCCGGGAUAACGAUUAUCUAAUGCAAAUUGUCAAAAGUGUCAACUCCGAUGGAACACACAGGGAAAAAAGAGAAAAAAGCCCACUUAUUAACUAAUACCCAUGUUUCCAUUUUGCACUUUAAGACGUGCUGCAGCGCACAACAACAACUCACCGCCAUGAUUGUCAUAUCCAUUUCCAGAUAUACUUUAGGCAUAAAGAAUUACUUUACCAUAGAUGUAUCUAUUUUUGUGAUAAGAAUAUGAUGGACUAGAAUAUUAACUGAUCGACAAAUGAUACUGUCUCAUUGGUUUUCUAUUAUAUCAUUACUGAGGGGACAUUUUCAUGGGGAAUAAAGUUAUAAUAAUAAUUUGAUUUGUUGCCUUAUUCUUUGAGACACUUUGGCAUUGUGCAUACACAUACAAAUACACCAAUUAUGGGUUUAUAGUUUAUCACCAGAGCAAAAUGUAUAAACCAAUAUUUAUUUUCUUUUUACAGAUGAAAAAAAAACAACUGUAUGAACAUGUUGAUAGUCUACUGAAUGUCCUAUUUCCAUUGUACUGUACUUUGAUACUUGUCUUUGGAUCUUGCAAAAAUGUUUAUUGACCAUGUGAUAUCUGUUCAUUGACUCCACCCGAUGUUCUACUUCUAUGUCUGUGGAAUGGUAUUUCACAUGAAUAAAAUCAUGUAAUGACCA